AUGAUGACGAACGUUUUCGGGGCACAGGGCGGAGGCGAAGAAUGGCCAGACGAGAACAUGCCGAAAAAGAAAACAGGGCAGAGGAAAAAGGCCGAGAAGCAAAGGGAACUUCAAAAGAAGAUUAGAAGUGGUGAACGCAGCCUUGCUGAUCACCCGUGCAAUGGUCAAAUGCAAUGCGAUCAAUGUUUACGAGACCAAAGAUCGCGGGCGUUUUGCUACUUCUGUUCGUCUAUAAGUAAACUGCCUAUUUGUGCGCAGUGCGGGAAACAAAAAUGCAUGGCAAAGACUGGAGACUGCGUCGUGAAGCACGCGGGCAAAUUCACUACAGAUAAGUUGUUAUUGUACUUGUUAUUUGGGAGACUAGGGAUGGUAGGCGCUAUUUGCGAUUUCUGUGAAGCUUUCGUAUGUCAUGGCAGAAAGUGCCUUACCACACACGCAUGCACAUGCCCACUAAGAGAUGCCGAGUGUGUCGAGUGCAAACGUGGCGUUUGGGAUCAUGGAGGUCGUAUAUUCAACUGCAGCUAUUGUAUGAAUUUCUUAUGUGAGGACGACCAAUUUGAACACCAAGCCAGCUGCCAACAAGUGUAUAGCGAAAAUUACAAAUGUAUGUCUUGCAAUCGACUUGGCACCUACACUUGUAUGCGAUGUAAAAUCUGCUUCUGUGAGGAGCACGUUCGACGUAAAGGAGUGGUCGCCACGAAGGCGAAGGAAAUACCAUGUCCGAAGUGCAACUGCCCGACCAAAGAAACCAAGGAUUACAGCGUAUCAGUUCGGCGACAUGAAUAUGGAAGACAACAUCGUCCAGAUUAUGAGGAGGAUGAAGAUAACUAUGAAGGCGGACAAGUUUGGAGCGGCCACUAUGGCGGAGGAGAGGUUGAUGAUGAGGACAGUGAGGAAAGCGAGUGUUCUGAUGAUUCUGAAGUUCAGUCAGAGGACGAAUCAGACCACGCUGGCGAAGGAGCUGACAAAGGGAAGUGA
Messenger RNA from Necator americanus (New World hookworm), 978 nucleotides. RefSeq lists its product as uncharacterized. Gene Ontology annotation, molecular function: zinc ion binding. Lineage: Eukaryota; Metazoa; Nematoda; Chromadorea; Rhabditida; Ancylostomatidae. The record is from RefSeq and is a predicted model, not a curated record. The transcript is spliced from 8 exons. Gene Ontology annotation, cellular component: nucleus. The coding region runs from base 1 to 978 and encodes 325 amino acids.